AUGGCCUCACCAUCAAAUCUCGUCCAGCUCGCAAAGAGCCUGCCGGAGCCUCUGCAGCGCUUCUUUGCCCGCUGGCCGCCAGCAGCGCUCGUUGCUCCCGGCACGUCUCCGACGCCAUUCCAAGAGCAGCGACCGAACCCCUUCCGAUUCUACAAGCACCCCGUCACCGGACGAUGGCAGGACCCGGUCUAUUCUCAAAGGAGGCAGAUGCAGCUCGUGAAGCUGGCGCGAGAGCAUGGCGUUGAGGAGCUGCUGCCCCAGACGAACAAGGGCACAGAGUACCAGCUGGCUCAGCGUGUUGAGCAUGGUUUGAGAGUAAAGGGUACUGGUGUGGGACAGAAGGUCAAGGGUCACAUCCACGAACGACACAUGAUUGCAAAGAUGGAACAGAGGAGGAAAGCCAUGCUGGAGAUGCCAAAGCUUAUCCGAGCCUGGAAGAAAAAAACUCAUCCUCCCCAAAUUAUGGCCCUCACAUCGCCAUCUCACUACGACGUCCUCGGUCUCACCCCCACAAUCCUCAGCUCCCUGCCUGACCCCUCCACACUCAUCAAACAGGCCUAUCGCCGAGCUCUUCUGCGGCAUCAUCCAGACAAGGCCGCAUCCUCAUCGACACCAUCAUCAGCGUCCCUGCCAUCUCACUCGAGACCCUCAAAUUCUCAGCUCUACACCGUCGACCAAAUCACACAGGCCUUCACAAUCCUCUCAUCACCUCAUCAGCGCAGUACUUACGACGCAGGCCUGCGACUUUCCAGAGAAAACGCUUGUGAUUCACAGGCACGUUUUCAAACAGGUAUUGAAAACGUGGAUUUAGAUGAUUUGCCGUUUGACGAAGAGGAGGAGCGCUGGUAUAGAUCCUGUCGCUGCGGCAAUAACCAUGGAUACGCCUUUCAGGAGACAGAUUUAGAAGAGGUUGAGCACGAAGGGGUGCUCAUGGUUGGCUGCCAAGAUUGUAGCCUUUGGCUUAAAGUCCACUUUGCCGUUGUAGAAGAUGCAUGA
Messenger RNA from Trichoderma atroviride IMI 206040, 996 nucleotides. RefSeq names its product mitochondrial 54S ribosomal protein mL59. Gene Ontology annotation, cellular component: mitochondrial large ribosomal subunit. The record is from RefSeq and is a predicted model, not a curated record. Gene Ontology annotation, molecular function: structural constituent of ribosome. Lineage: Eukaryota; Fungi; Ascomycota; Sordariomycetes; Hypocreales; Hypocreaceae.